AUGUGCCGAUAUGCUGCAUAUAAGUCCGAGAUCUUUGACUCUUUUCCAACGAAUGUCUGUGGAAGGACAUACAAUGAAAUUGAAGAUAGUUGCGUGAACUCAUGGAACCGAUAUAAACAGCUCACAUGGCGUGCAUACCGCAGCAUAGAUCAACUUGCACAAACAGAUGAUGCAAAGCACCUUCAGCUUGACCUAAAAUUGGUCGGUGUGCGUCAUUUUGAUCGACUUAAUCGGAUAUUUCAUUAUCUGGUUUUCAGUUAUGAGCCAGCAGACAUUACAGAUGAUGGAAUACAAUCGGCCGCUGGAGCGCUCUACGGUGGUAUUGAUGGCUACGACAACCUUCAGAAAGCUGUACGAGAGUGGGUUCGCAAACAUGUACUCAAUACAUUCAGUGUGGGUAUCGCGUGGCUAACCCAAAUGUACAUUUAUUUGCUUGACAUGUUUAGAGAGAAGGUGAAGAAUUACUUAUUAGCACCCGGCAGGUAUAAUCACCUCGCAAAACAUACUAUUUUUCUCAAUGGCAUCGACCUUGAAUAUCACAAGAUAGUGAGACCAUGGAUUCGAAAAGCUGUACGCGCGAUUCGUGAUACAUGCGAUUCAAUGAGUGAGUAUGCUCACCAUGAUAUUACUGCUCGUUUGAAAAAAAUUGUCUUUUCCAUUCCUACAAGUAUCGAGCAUAAACUAUUUGAUCAACCAUUGAACAAUAUUUUCAUUCAAACUGAGGACGAUAAGAAGUUAAAUAAAUAUACUCCAGCGACUAUUUCUGAUUUAUUUAAAUCUAUUCCUGCGCAGAAAAUACUCGAUCACAUAUACGGGUCUGAAUCAUACUUAACACAAAAUCGCAAUCCUCAAACACUGAAUCAUCAUGUGAGCGGGCGUAAUAUAAUUAUGGAGCUUUACCGAGCAAAAUGUGGAUUUAUUAUCUAUAGUGCUCUGUCACAGUUUAAUAGCAAUGUUGUCAUACGCAUUCAAACAUAUAGUUCGAUGAAGACUUUGCAUACUUCUGUUGACCAUCUGUCACUUCACUCUAAACUUGAUCGGAUGCCGCUUGACCAAAUUAGUCAUAUGGCUAAUGUGGAUCGCAAUGCAACACUUCUUGAACUUGAGGAUCUAGAAAACGAACUCGGUCGGAUCGUGGUUACACAAAAGCUUGUCAAUAAUGCUAUCAAUGCUAUGUCCUCAUCACAAUUGAUGUCAAGCAUGAAUGAACGUUCACAACAGCAGGAUCAUGAAAGUGCAAGAGAGAGUGGACGGCGUCAUGUGGAAUAUUUACGAGAAAAACGUAACUAUGCCAAAACUGCAGCACAAAACGAGCAACCUGGUUAUCGGAGAUUAUCGGCAAGUAACGACAACACAAACAGCUUGGACAUGGAUGAAAAUGCGUUGAUGACGGAAACAGACGAGACAAGAGCUAGAUUUCUUUUACUGAGACUCCUUCAACGACACGAUGAGGAGGACCUUGGGUUGGGCCUCGAAUCGAAAGAUAGUCUCAAACAAGAUGAAUUAGAUCCAUCAUCGUUAGCACAUGCGUACAUAGAUAAUGAAGCGUUAGAUUACAAUGCUGCAACAACGAAAGCUGCAGCAGCGCUAGCUACAAUUCGUCCGAAUCCUUAA
Messenger RNA from Rotaria socialis, 1614 nucleotides. Lineage: Eukaryota; Metazoa; Rotifera; Eurotatoria; Philodinida; Philodinidae. The record is from the annotation of a GenBank genome assembly.